AUGCUGAAUCAUCCGUCGGCGAAUCCGUUCGCUAUCGCCACCAGUACGAGCACCUCAGGUCUUGGCGGCUCCGAGUUGUGUAGUGCCGCCAUAGGCCAACCACCACCAGCCCAUCAGCAUCGACCACAAAUGGGCUCAUCUGCGUCCUCUUCUCUGCUCAAUGGCGCCUCGAUUGCAAAUCCGUUAGAUUCCAGUAUAAGCACGAGUGAAGCUGCAUCCAUUGCUUCACAUCCAACGCCUCAUGAUUGGAGGAAAUCAGACGAAUUUUUGCAGGCGAACCCUUGGCAGUUGAUGGGUUUGAUGCCACAGCAAGGCACUGCAAUGCAGCAACAGUGUGCCGCCUUACCGCCUCGAGGUGGUUUCUUCGGCGAUCCCUCAGCACCACUUCCGAUGAGGUAUCCGGGCGUCGAGGAGAACACCGCCAAGGACCAUGUCAAUUCCACAUUCUAUCAGGUCUGUCCGUUUCAGGCACAUUUUUCACAUUGUUCCACACUUUUUCUAUUUUCUCCGCAGUGGAUGGUUUUCAUUUUUCAAAUUUUCGGUUUGUUUUCGUUGUGA
Molecule: messenger RNA, 558 nt
Organism: Anisakis simplex (herring worm)
Lineage: Eukaryota; Metazoa; Nematoda; Chromadorea; Rhabditida; Anisakidae
Source: the annotation of a GenBank genome assembly